AAGGGAGGAGCCUCCCACUAUCGAUUGCUAGCAGGUCACGCAACAGCCGACGUCGACCAUGCUCCGCACUACAUUUCCCAGCAGGCAGUGCCCCCCCCCAGCGCUCUCCCAGGGUGUACCGCGCCAGGUGCUGCGAGGUGUCGGAAGCGGCGCUUAUGGCUGGGAUGCUUGCUUGCGCUCGCCUCCGCUUCAUCCCAUCUUGUGUGAUCCGUGUCCGAAACAACGGUUCUCUGCGAUGGUGGAAAGGAGAUCCAGUCUCCUCCCGUUCCAUUGGAGUUCUUACGGUGCUGCCACCCUAUGGCUGGCAGGCUCCCAGUAGUCACGUGGCACGGCCCAGAGAGCUGGGUGUUUUGGCUCCUUCUCGAUGCCCCCCAGUACAGAAGCCUGGCACUGAAAGCACCAAUCAGUAUAGACUGAUUUACAGGUUUCCAUGGAUCAGGCACUGUAGAGUCCUUUCGAGGGCAAAGUUGCUGCAGACGGCCUUUACUUUCUUGAUCCUUCCACCAAUCUGGGUCCUUUACUGGCAGAGUCGAGUUACUCUGGAGCAAUGCUAUUACAGCACAGGCAUUGCUUGUUUUGCUGCCGUCAUGCUGUACGGCAUGAGCUUCUACCUCCGGCGGAUCAUCGGCAUGAUGUACCUGAACGAAGACGGCACGAUGUUGAAAGUAGCCCACUUGACAUUUUGGGGGAAAAGGAGAGAUAUGUACUGCCCAGUCGAAACUGUGAUGACCUUGGGAGACAGCGGCGAAGACAGCAAUGAACUUCUGCUGCCGUUCAAACAAUACGACAUAGACCACUUCUUAUAUUUUAGUCUGCGCUUUGGGCAGAUUGUGGACAGGGAGGGGUUUGCCAGAGUGUUCGGAGAACUCCAGUAAUCUUGGGAGCAAUGGAUUUCUGAACUGGUUCUCCCAGAUCCAGAAUAUUUUGUGUUCAGGAUGUGUGUUUGUAUUUAAAGGUGUUGCUCAGCUUGACGGUAAGGCUUCUGUCAGCGGGAUGGGGAGGGAGGCAAUUCUUGGCGGUUCUCGCUCCCCCUGUAGAUACCACUGUUCCAGAGGGUUGGGGGACCCUCCAGCUUAUGUCGAAAUAAAUAAAAUCUGCUAUAUAUUUUGGAAA
This is a messenger RNA of Rhineura floridana, 1113 nucleotides long. It is a transcript of the gene TMEM186, whose product is annotated as transmembrane protein 186. NCBI's taxonomy places the organism in Eukaryota, Metazoa, Chordata, Lepidosauria, Squamata, Rhineuridae. The transcript has 2 exons. Bases 156 to 875 code for a protein of 239 amino acids. Gene Ontology annotation, cellular component: mitochondrion. The record is from RefSeq and is a predicted model, not a curated record.